AUGACCGCCAGCCAGACAAUGAUGCCGACGCUGCAGUACGGGACCGAUAUCCCCCACUACACGCACGAGUCCCAAGCUGCAGCUCGACCCCAGCAUCACCACCACCUCAACACCCAGCACGCGAAGAACCACUGGACGCUGAGCAACAAGCUCAACAUCACCGCGAACACAGAGGACCAGCACAUGCAGGAUUACAUCAUGCUGACCCUGACUUGCCAGACGCUGAGCAUCAAUUUCAACAUCAGCACGGGCAUAGAGGGCCAGCGCCAGCACGUGCAGGACUACACCACGCUGACCCUGAAUUGCCACCAGCGGAAGAAUUGCAUGCAGACCUUGAAUUGCCACCUGUACUUGAGUUUCGACAUGGUCGGGACCCUGGCGACGAACGACCUGAUCAUCAAUUUCCAGCCCGCCGCCCUGACCCCGACGCACGCGCCGUUGAGCUGCGCCGAGGCCAGCUCCGUCUUCGACUCAUUGCUGCGAAUUUCCCACCACGGCCGAACGGAGCAGGUCAACACCAACACUGGAAAGCAGGGUGCCGACGACUAUGGCCUAGGACGGCGAUCGCGACAUCUGUACACCGACAACGCGAUCGGCAGAUACCACGCCAGCGACGAGACCGAGUUCGGACGCUUCAUUCACGACCAGCUCUUCACGCACCAGCUGACGGCCAUCAACGCGCACAUCGAUGUCGGCAACACCUACUACGGGCCCAACAAGGCAAGAUCACGCAUCGACUACUUCAUCGGCUACGACAACCUUAUGGAGAUAGUGAAAUAUGUUAAGCUGAAUUGGAAGAUCCACACCAAGCUACGUAGCCUGAUACACGUUGCCGACCAC
Molecule: messenger RNA, 840 nt
Organism: Prorocentrum cordatum
Lineage: Eukaryota; Dinophyceae; Prorocentrales; Prorocentraceae
Source: the annotation of a GenBank genome assembly